Mesitornis unicolor (brown roatelo) is the source of this 1127-nucleotide messenger RNA. RefSeq names its product histidine--tRNA ligase, cytoplasmic-like. NCBI's taxonomy places the organism in Eukaryota, Metazoa, Chordata, Aves, Mesitornithiformes, Mesitornithidae. The annotation marks the transcript as partial. The transcript is spliced from 9 exons. Gene Ontology annotation, molecular function: identical protein binding. Gene Ontology annotation, cellular component: mitochondrion; cytoplasm. The record is from RefSeq and is a predicted model, not a curated record. Gene Ontology annotation, biological process: mitochondrial translation.
CCUCCCAGGUGCCCUUUGCUCGCUAUCUGGCCAUGAAUAAGAUCACCAACAUGAAGCGCUACCACAUCGCUAAAGUCUACAGGAGGGACAACCCGGCUACGAGCAGGGGACGCUACCGGGAGUUCUACCAGUGCGAUUUUGACAUUGCUGGCCAGUUUGACCCGAUGAUUCCUGAUGCUGAGUGCUUGAAGGUUGUGCAUGAGAUCCUGAGUGACCUGCGGCUCGGGGACUUUCUCAUUAAGGUCAAUGACCGGCGGAUUUUGAACGGUGUGUUUGCCAUCUGCGGCAUCCCAGAGAGCAAGUUCAUAUCUGUGUGCUCCACUGUGGACAAGCUGGACAAGAUGCCGUGGGAAGAUGUGAAGAAUGAGAUGGUAGGAGAGAAGGGGCUCUCUCCCGAGGCUGCAGAUCGCAUUGGGGAGUAUGUCCAGCUUCAUGGUGGCCUGGACCUGAUUGAGCAGCUUCUCCAGGACCCCAAGCUGUCCCAGAACAAGCUGGCCAAGGAGGGGCUGGGGGACAUGAAGCUGCUGUUUGAGUACCUGACCCUGUUUGGGAUCACAGAGAAGAUCUCCUUCGACCUGAGCCUGGCGCGGGGCCUGGACUAUUACACAGGGGUGAUCUUUGAGGCUGUUCUGCUGCAGCCAAAGAACAACCAUGUGGAGGAGCCAGUCAGCGUGGGGAGCGUGGCUGGAGGCGGUCGCUACGACGGGCUGGUGGGGAUGUUUGAUCCCAAGGGACGGAAGGUGCCCUGCGUGGGCGUCAGCAUUGGGAUCGAGCGGAUCUUCUCCAUCCUAGAGCAGAGAGUGAAGGCUUCUGGGGAGAAAGUUCGAACAACUGAGACACAAGUGCUGGUGGCCACACCUCAGAAACACUUUCUUGCUGCGAGACUGAAGCUCAUCUCUGAGCUGUGGGAUGCAGGGAUCAAGGCAGAGAUGCUGUACAAGAAGGAUCCUAAACUGCUGAAGCAGCUGCAGUAUUGUGAGGACACAGGGAUCCCCCUUGCUGCCAUUGUAGGAGAGCAGGAGCUGACAGAUGGAGUUGUCAAGCUGCGAGAUGUCGCAACAAGAGAGGAGGUCGAUAUCCCAAGAGGAAAGCUUGUUCAUGAGAUCAGAAGAAGGCUGGAGCCCUAG